This is a messenger RNA of Caenorhabditis sp. 36 PRJEB53466, 2048 nucleotides long. The record is from the annotation of a GenBank genome assembly. Lineage: Eukaryota; Metazoa; Nematoda; Chromadorea; Rhabditida; Rhabditidae.
AUGGUAAUGAUCGAAACGUUCCUCGGGAUGGCGAAGUAUCUGUCGCCACGAGAGGACGACGAUUGGUCGGACCGUCUAAACUAUCUGAUCACUCCGAACCUGCUGCUCGCCUUCUCCGUGCUCAUUUCGUUCAAACAGUUCGGCGGACGGCCCAUCGAGUGCAUGUUCCCCAAUAAAUUUCCGGGCAGUUGGGAACAGGUGCGGCGUAUCUAGGUGUCGAGUUCAACAAAAAAAACAUGCAACAUUUGUUGCCCGAAACGCACCGAAAAUGUUUUUUUUAGUACGCGGAAAACUACUGCUGGUCGCAGGAUACCUACUUUGUCGAGCCGACUCAAGACGUCUCGCUUCUGAAACAAGAGGAAAGGUACUUAUUCUAUCGUUCGCACUCGUUUUGUACCUAAAACUUCGGCAGAUACACCCCCGAACGCCAACUCUCCUACUACCAAUGGGUUCCGUUCUUUCUCCUCCUCCAGGCCGCCUUUUUCAGAGCUCCCAGCUAUCUUUGGAAAUAUUUUUCCAACCAUUCAGGUGCUUUUUGAAAGAAAAAUCUAUCCGCUCACUUUCAUUGUUCGUUUUUCAGGAAUUCGCAUUCACGAGGUGGUCGAAAAAGCGAAAGACGCGGCGAAUGUGGAAGAAGAAGUUCGGGAGAAAAACAUUGGAAUUCUGAAGCGUCAUCUGUCGUGCGCCCUCCGAUUUCAGGCAAACAUGGAGUCAAAGAGGGUGCAAGUACACAAAACGGUCACUUUUCUCAACUUUCAAUACUCAUCCGGAUUCAUAUCGUGGAUCUAUUUGUUCACGAAAUCACUCUAUUUUGUGAAUGUCCUCGCACAGCUGUGGCUUAUGAACAAGUAGGCGUUCGGAGGGGAAAACAUAUUUACAACGUUGAAUAAUUCCAGUUUCCUCGGUACCAAUCGCUAUCAAUGGUACGGAUUUGGCGUCGUUCAGGACAUUGUGAUGGGUCUUCCCUGGGAGAGAAGCGGCUAUUUUCCACGUGCGGCUGUCUGCGAUUUUGAGGUUUGUACAACUUUUUUCCUCGUAAAAUUUCACUUCUUCGAAUAUCCUUCUUCAGGUCCGUCAGGUAGCCAACAUCCAGCGAUACUCCGUACAAUGCGUGCUUGUCAUCAACAUUUUCAACGAAAAAAUCUUCGUACUUCUUUGGUUUUGGUAAGAACAAGUUUUCGGCGCGUAGUGUCAAUGCUCCGCCCCUUUCGCCAGCAAAAGAUAGCGGCGCGCGGAACCCGUGAGGUGACGGCUGCUGUCAAACAGUGGGUCAACCACUCAGCCGAUCGCAUUGCUUCUGUGAUAGAAAACAAACCCAGCUCUCUGAAUGAUUGUGAGGAUGGAAAAAAUCUGAGAAGCGAUACAAUUUUUGGAUAACAGCAAUUUAAUAAUUGAAUUGAUACGAGAAUAAGAAAUUGUAGGUACCUAAUCCUCCUGUUCGCCUCCACAGUCUCGUUCAUCCAGUGGUUCACUGUGCUCGUCUUCCCGUGCUUCUCGCAAUGGUUCAUAAAACAGCACUUGGCGCUGAGCUCUCUUCACAAUUUCUCGCAAAGAAACACCCGAAAAGAGGAGGCUGACGUGGCGAAGUUUGUCGCCAACUACCUGCACAAGGACGGCGUAUUUGUGCUUCGAAUGGUGUCCGCUCACGCCGGAAUCAUUUUUGCCACCGACCUGAUUCAGGCGCUCUAUGAGGCGUACGAUUUUCAGGAUAAAAAUGUAACUUUUGUAGAGGUAUAUCAAUUUGAAAACAAAGCGUUUUAAUUUUCAGAAGCAUUUGCAAGGCAGCCCGAUCAGCGAUGAUCUUCAGACGAUCAGCACCGGUGCGGGCUCGUCGAUACGACACAGAAAAGGCAGCAAGAAGAACAGUAGAAUUGAGUACAAAGUAGGACAGUUUCUUCGAGUUUUUAAAAAUAAAUCUAAAGUAUUUGCAGCCCGGUAGUGAAUUCACGACAACUUUGAUGCCGGAAAAGGACGAACACGUCUCGAGAUCGUCCUCAUCGUCAAGCGAUAAUCAGAAACGUACAAGCAAUGCGAUUACUAACAUCUAA